CUGUAAAUUUCCUUAUUUUCUGCUCCCUUGGGCUUUCAUAAAUUCAAAACCUCUUCCUCUCACCACCGAGUCUCUCUUCUCAUUUCCUGCCGACCACAGUCAAUUUCCCCCAAUCUCUCGAGAAAGAUGGCCGACUCCGAUGCUUUUCACAUCGCUGUAGGCAUUCCGCAGCCUCCCGAUAUCGACGAUGCGGACUUUGCCUCAGGGCUAAUGCUUGUUGAUUCUGACGAGCGUGUCACCCUCAAAUGUGGCAAAAAGGUCUUCAAAUUCAGCAAGCCUAAGCUGGUCAAGGACUCUGAAUACUUCAGAGCAUGCCUCAACAAAUCCAACUUCGUCGAGGGCAGAACUUCCGUCAUCGAAUUCGACGACAUUGAGCCAGAGCUUCUCGAGACUUACCUCGAAAUCGUCGAUGUUACAGAUACGUGCGAUCCAAUCGACGUCGAGGAUUUCCUAGUCAGUAGCGAGUGGGACAACGAAGCUAUGGAUGACAUCAUUCCCAUGAUCGAAAUGUACCGACUUUCCGAUCGUUUCAUGAACGAGUCUAUACGUGUCAAACUGAGCCAGUCGAUUCUGGAGUGCAUGCAGAAGGGAACAGUCACAAAGGUCAAUAAGUCAUUGCCAGAGGGUAUCAAAUGGUUGUACAACACAUACAAGAUUGCAUAUGACACCUUGGAUCCCAGCAUUGCCGACGAGGCCAAUCUCCAGUCCGAGAUUGCGAAGGUUUGCUGCCAACAAAUCGACAUGGAUAAAACCUACGCUUUAGCCCGCACAACUCCCGAGAGCGAGGCUUUUCUGGAGGCCGUGCUGAUGGCCACGACUCAACGUAUGGCUGCUCUCCUGCAGCAGACCAGGUCUCUCAGCACGAAGGUCGAGCGUCUUGAAACGGAGAACCGGAUAUUCACCGGGAUUGGAUACUUGAGAUAUUACACCGAUCUCGUGGAAGCCUUCUCUUACUCCUACCAUGAUCAGAUGCACGACGGCGAUUCCAUUUCGAGAGAUUCUGAAGGAGAUGAUGACGAGGAAGAUGGAGAGGACGACGGUGAUGGCGAGGGCGAUGAGUAUGACGAGGACAACGAGGAUGAUGAGGACGAAGAAGAUGACGACGACGGUGAUGAUGAUGAGGACGGAGAUUGUGGCGAAGACGGCGUGCGCCGAGAUCAUUGAGGACGGGGAUUACAGCUCAUUACUUGAGCAUUGAAUGAAGGUGGAUAGUUGGAGGUAGGAAACGAUCCAGGUUCUCUGUGAUUGGGCUAUUGACUCGUUUUUCGAACUCAACAAAAUAGAUCAAGACCUUAGAAUACGAUCCUCUCAUAACCCUCACGAAACACUCUCAAGACUGUGAGGAACUAUGGAGGCGACUGGGUACUUACGCAAUGAUCAUUAUCCAACCUCUUCUUCCGUAUCCGCAGCUUUGACGUACGUACUCGCUGAGUUCUUGAGAUCUUCAGCGCCUCUGUCGCCAUGCCCGUCAACAGUCGAGCCGGUCAGUUAAUUGAGGAGCAUGUUUAAGUAAACCAACAGUCUCGUGUGAGUACCUAAUGCAUAG
Molecule: messenger RNA, 1546 nt
Organism: Colletotrichum acutatum
Lineage: Eukaryota; Fungi; Ascomycota; Sordariomycetes; Glomerellales; Glomerellaceae
Exons: 2
Coding region: 127-1164 (345 amino acids)
Source: RefSeq, a predicted model, not a curated record